AUGAAGGCACACUGCAUGGCUCCCCCCAGGAUCGCCAGGCCUCCUACUCCCCAGAGACUCAGGGUCGCUGCCAGCACUACCCCUGAAGCCUACCUAGUGGGAAGCCCAGGCGACCUCACUGAUGCCACUCCGUCACGGUCACUGUCCUGGUAUGUUCAGAAGUAUGUUUCGUGGAUUCUAAGGAUUGGGAAAGAGGGAACAGACAUUGGUUGCUGCAUUCCAAAUGAAGAUGUUCCUCAGAGGAAGAGACAUUUUGUCCACGGAACAAGGAUCCGCUUGUGGCCACCCAGCAGGGUGGAGCCCACAUAUCCCAAGGACGUUUCCAAUAGGGUCAUAAUGGAGGUGGUCCCCUGUGUCUUCUCGGAAGAGGAAGAGGACGAGGAAGAGGACGAGUCUAUCAGGAAUGUGGAGCCCUCAGACAAGGAAAAUAGCAUCCUGGAGACCCCGAGGGACCCCUUCCAUCCUCACAGAAGAUCAGAAGAAUCCAUCAAAUGCCCUAGUUGGAACACCCACAGGCAGUGGGACUGGAGCAGCGAUGAAGAAGACGUGGCAGGCCAUGUCAUCUCCGCCAUUGCUCUAGUGCAUGCAGAAGCAUGCUUCUCUCACGCCAAGGACGGGAAGACAGAAGCCGUUGGGUCCUGUGGCGACAUCUGUGUGGAGGUGGAGCGGUGA
Acomys russatus (golden spiny mouse) is the source of this 672-nucleotide messenger RNA. RefSeq lists its product as uncharacterized. NCBI's taxonomy places the organism in Eukaryota, Metazoa, Chordata, Mammalia, Rodentia, Muridae. Bases 1 to 672 code for a protein of 223 amino acids. The record is from RefSeq and is a predicted model, not a curated record. The transcript has 10 exons.